GUGUCGCCGGAGGGGCGGAGCGGCGCUUUGUAUCAGUCCAUUCGGCCUGACCGCGGGCGCGCCGCCGUUGCUCCGAAGGCUGCGCCGCCGCCCGGUCCUCCGCGAUCGCCACGAUGCCCCUGCAGUUCGAGUUGUGCCCGGGCCGGCUCGUCGGCGGAGACCACCCGUGCUUUAUCAUCGCCGAGAUCGGCCAGAAUCACCAGGGGGAUCUCGAGAUCGCCAAGCAGAUGAUCCGCCUGGCCAAGGACUGUGGAGCGGACUGUGCCAAGUUCCAGAAAAGCGAAUUGGAGCAUAAAUUCAACCGGAGAGCUUUGGAGAGGCCAUACACCUCCAAGCACUCUUGGGGGAGAACCUAUGGGGAGCACAAGCGCCACCUGGAGUUCAGUCACGAUCAGUACCGAGAGCUGAAGCGAUACGCUCGGGAGAUUGGCAUCUUCUUUACCGCAUCGGGCAUGGAUGAAAUGGCUGUAGAAUUUCUGCAUGAACUGGAUGUUCCAUUUUUUAAAGUCGGGUCAGGGGACACAAACAAUUUCCCCUACUUGGAGAAAACAGCCAGAAAAGGUCGCCCAAUGGUGAUCUCCAGUGGGAUGCAGUCAAUGAGCACAAUGCAGCAAGUUUAUAAGCUGGUGAAGCCCAUCAACCCAAAUUUCUGUUUUCUUCAAUGCACCAGUGCCUACCCACUUCAUCCUGAAGAUGUCAAUCUUCGUGUCAUAACGGAAUAUCGCUCAGCCUUCCCGGAUAUUCCUAUUGGCUAUUCAGGUCAUGAGACUGGGAUAGCCAUUUCUAUUGCUGCGGUGGCGAUGGGGGCCAAAAUAUUGGAGCGCCACAUCACUUUGGACAAGACCUGGAAAGGCAGUGAUCAUCAAGCAUCUCUGGAGCCCAAAGAAUUGGCAGAGUUGGUGAGAAGCAUCCGGAUGGUAGAGAAAGCCAUGGGAUCACCAAUCAAGCAGUUCUUGCCUUGUGAAAAAGCUUGCAAUGAAAAGUUGGGAAAAUCCGUAGUUGCCAAAGUCAGGAUCCCAGAAGGCACCACGCUCACGUUGGACAUGCUCACAGUAAAGGUGGGGGAACCCAAAGGAUAUCCACCAGAAGAUAUAUUUGAGUUGGUUGGCAAGAAGGUCAAGGUCAAUAUAGACGAAGAUGAAACCAUUGUUGAAGAUGCAAUUGAAAAUCAUGUGAAAAAAAUGAAAUGCUGAAUGGUAUUGUAUAUUAUCAAGGAGUGUCCUGGGAAACGUGGUUGGCAAAACUAUUGAAGUCCACUUGUAAAUUACAUUGAAGAUGUUUGAGAAAGUGAACCUCGGGGGUUUUUUUCUUUCAGGUGGAAGAACUGCUAGCGCAGCCUCUCUCCUGUUCUGAAGAAGAGACUUUCACUGAAAUAGGGUAAUACGUAUUUUUGGAGGGUCUUCAGAAUGUAUUGCUGAAAACCUUACGCUCAGGAAUGACAUAAUGUCCUUCCGGUUGGGAUAUUGCCCAAAGAGUAGUGCAGAGCUUUGGAAAUGAUGCUUUCAUGGGAUUCAACAAUUUUAGUCCUCUUCUAGUGUUGAGAAUUCAGGGCAAGAGUAAGAAUUGCAGUGCCAGUUGGGAAUACCACAGAGAAUAUGCUGCUUUUGAGUAAGUUUUACGCUCUUGCAAUUUGAUUGUCAGUCUUCCUUCCUUGUCUUUAUUAUUAAGGUUUGGCUAGAGAGAAAGUAUAAAAUGUAUGCAAGCUGUACUUGAGAUUCUUAAACCUCCCUUUGCAUGCUUCUAGGUUACCAAGUAUGUAAACAGCUUGUACAGACAAAUCUGAUAUUAGGCACUUAAGGGAAAUUUGGUUCUAACACUAAGUUAUUAUCAAUGAUUACAUAGAAUUUUGGAUACCUCCGGGAGUGAUGAAGGAAGUAAUAUAUAGAGAAGAAGGCCUACAGGAAGGUUCAUGAAAACUACAUCUUUAAUUACAUUUUCACCUCUUGUUUGUACCAUAGUUAGAAAUACGUGUGCUUCUUUGAAAGAGAAGUUGGCUAUCGUAAGCAAUUCCUAUUUGGAAGCAACUUUUCCUGCACACAGGAGGCUUCCUACUAAGUCAACAUGUUUAAGAUGACCCUGCUGUCGUCCUGUAUAUCAUGCUGCUAUUUUCGGUUGUAUCAUGUGCCUUGUAGUGAAUCAGAAUCAUUCAAGAUGUUUUAAUGAAUCGAGCAUUUUUUAUUCUAUUAUGGUACACUGAUAUUCACACCUCAGUCUUGACCACUUUGGAAGAAUGUGUUCACUUAGGCUUGAAAUGAGUCCAAGAGGUUGCCUUCCUGUGAGAUUGAUUUGUUUUAAAAGCACAAGCAGGGAUUUUAAUCAUGUGCCAGCCUGCUUACCUCACUCCUGGGCCAUUCUGGUACAUGCCAGUGAGAAUUACAUUUAUAUAAACUUACACAUAGUUUAACAUAGACUGCAGCUUGUGAAACUAGAGAGGCAGCCUAUGUGCUAUGGCGUCUACACGGGUGUAUGCUUCUCUCAAGGAGGGUCCCAGUAUGUGGAUGCAUGGAAGCCCAGAAGCAAGGAGAGGAAGCUGGUGCAGGCUCGAUUCCUCAGCCAAGGGUUUGAUGCGAUAUCUGCAUAGAAUUCUUGUGAAUCAUGAUGGUGUCAUUCUGUUCAUGUUGCUCUAAGGAAAUGAUCAAACAAUGGCCAAGUUUUUUUUUAAAGAUUUGAAAAACAAUAAUAAAGUUUGUUGAAUAAAUUUAUUUUUCUUCUCUCUGUUUGUUUUCAUGGGGACCACUCGACUGCCUCUCCUUUUGGUUCCUCUAAUAUUGAGGGAGGAGAGGGAGCCCCUUUGGAAUCUUUUUGAUUGAUGGAAAGAUGAGUGCUGCUAAAAAUGUAUCCUGCUGCCCACAAUGUUUGGAAAGACUGGUACUAUUGAGGUCAUAGUGACAGGGUCAAUAUACUAAAUAGGGUUUGUCAAGGAUGGCAACCUAGAAAGCUGGCUACUUUGCAUAGGAAGACAAAAGUCCUUCUCAAUCUUAAUGAAGUAAUGCAAAGAAAAAAAAGAGGACAGGGUUAUAGGGAAAUAGGAAAAGCCCUGUUUAGAAACAAGGGCUCAGUCUUUCCUUGGGAAUUCCAUCCUCAAAUUUCCUCUUGUCCUCAAAGUAGUUCUUAAAACUAAGUAACUUCUUGUUCUACCCUUUGCCAGUGACAGCCAUCCAGAUAUAUUAGCCUUGUCAUUACUGGUUGGGUUUGCUUGGACAAUGGGAGGUGUGGUCCACCUUAGGCAACAUGAUGCUUUGUGCUCACUGGACUUCCACAACCUCAGACCAAGCUGCAGGACUAGUGGGAAAGCAAAAUGGGAGUUGAUCCGGAGGGUUCCAGGUUGACUGAGAUUGUCCUAUCUGGCAUCUUUUAGAUACUUUAGAUUACAAAGCUCCCAGCGAUUUGUCCUUCCCCAUGCUGGUUGAAAAGCUAGAAAGCUUGAAGUUACCUUGAUUUGGAGUUACAAAAAAGUAAUGUAAUCAAAUAAAAUG
Molecule: messenger RNA, 3476 nt
Organism: Python bivittatus (Burmese python)
Lineage: Eukaryota; Metazoa; Chordata; Lepidosauria; Squamata; Pythonidae
Source: RefSeq, a predicted model, not a curated record